AUGGGCGACUGGUCUAUCCUGGGGCGUUUCCUGUCUGAAGUCCAGAACCACUCCACGGUGAUCGGGAAAAUCUGGCUCACCAUGCUCCUCAUCUUCCGCAUCCUGCUGGUGGCGCUGGUGGGCGACGCCGUUUACAGCGACGAGCAGUCCAAGUUCACCUGCAACACUCAGCAACCGGGCUGCAACAACGUCUGCUACGACACCUUCGCCCCUGUCUCCCACCUCCGCUUCUGGGUUUUCCAAAUAGUCCUGGUGUCCACUCCGUCCAUUUUUUACAUCGUGUACGUGUUGCAUAAAAUCGCCAAAGAUGAGAAGAUGAACGGACGAAGGACUCACGAGGCGGCGGAGGAGAGGACUCAGAGCUGCGGGCAGGUGGAGAGGGUCGGGGUUCCGUCGUGUUAUUCGGGUUUUAACGAAGACUGGGACACGAGGGAGAAAGAGGAGCAGAGUUUUGUGGAAGAGGAUUAUGGAGAGCUGGGAGAAGACCCCACGCAACAGUCCAACCAGGUGUUACUCAUCUACAUCCUGCACGUCCUGCUCCGGUCAGUUAUGGAGAUCACCUUUUUGAUCGGACAGUAUUUUUUAUUUGGUUUCGAGGUUCCUCAUUUGUUCCGCUGCGAGACGUACCCCUGCCCCACCCGCACGGACUGCUUCGUGUCCCGCGCCACCGAGAAAACCAUCUUCCUCAACUUCAUGUUCAGCAUCAGUCUCGGCUGUUUCGUUCUAAACGUGGCAGAGCUGCACUAUUUAGGUUGGGUUUAUAUAUUUCGGGUCCUGUGCUCUGCUUGUUCCACCUGCUGCUGCCAAGAAAAGGACGAGGUUCACAUUUACGCCCAUCACAACCCGCUGACGCUGCAGUUAAAGCACUCGCUGAGAGGACAGUUGGUGCUCCAGACUCCAGCGCUGGUCCCAGAUAAGAGCAUGCUGACCCACACUCCGGCCAUCUCCUUCCAGACAGACUCGACAGUGGAGUGCACAUCCAAAAGGAGCCCGGAGAGACGGGACAGGGUCAAAGUGAAGCUGGCAAACGUGGCCCGCGCAGGACGGACUAAGAAAUCAUGGCUCUGA
Messenger RNA from Boleophthalmus pectinirostris (great blue-spotted mudskipper), 1068 nucleotides. Its product is annotated as gap junction alpha-6 protein. Gene Ontology annotation, biological process: cell communication. Gene Ontology annotation, cellular component: connexin complex. Lineage: Eukaryota; Metazoa; Chordata; Actinopteri; Gobiiformes; Gobiidae. The record is from RefSeq and is a predicted model, not a curated record. Bases 1 to 1068 code for a protein of 355 amino acids. The transcript is spliced from 2 exons.